Molecule: messenger RNA, 1827 nt
Organism: Brassica rapa (field mustard)
Lineage: Eukaryota; Viridiplantae; Streptophyta; Magnoliopsida; Brassicales; Brassicaceae
Product: cytochrome c oxidase assembly protein COX15
Biological process (GO): heme A biosynthetic process
Cellular component (GO): mitochondrial inner membrane
Molecular function (GO): oxidoreductase activity, acting on NAD(P)H, heme protein as acceptor
Source: RefSeq, a predicted model, not a curated record
UUUUCCAGUUUUCGUUCUAAACACCGUGCCGUUUCAUGCUUGCCGUCAAACACCGUCUGGUUUUUCUUGUUCGACAAUUGUUAGUGUCUACGGAAGAGCCACAACAGCAAAACUUGAACCCGGAACAGAUCCGAACCGGGUCGGAAUUGCAGAAAGGAGAUCCCUUUGCCGUUCUCUGAACCAAAAACCUUGCUUAAACCCUAGAGAGAGAGAGAGAGAGAGAGAGAGAGAAAUGCUUCGUGCGGUUGGAUCUGUUCUGAAGAGGAACAAGGAAUCGAUUUAUGGAAUCGCUAGAGGAUCCACGUCUUCGUCUCAUCGCGCUUUCACAUCUUCAACUACUGUAAACUCCGCUUCGUCUUCUCCUCUAGCUGGAAACUCCUUCAAUGGCUUGCGAUCUCUGCUCAAAGGUCAAAAGGCUCCAACUUUCAGAAAGAUGUCAACUUUAGCGGCGAGUAGCUCAGAAGGUAAAGAGGGUUUGAAGCUGCUUGUCACCGGAGGACCCCAAGCUCGGAAAUGGGUUGGAACAUGGCUUUUCGGUUCAGCAGCUUGGGUGUUCAGCAUGGUGGUACUAGGCGGUGUAACCCGGUUAACUCGGUCCGGUUUAUCCAUGACUGAUUGGAAGUUCACCGGCGAGUUCCCUCCUCUGUCAGACGAAGCUUGGGCUAAGGAGUUUGAGAAAUAUAAACAGUCACCUGAAUAUAAACGUGUGAACAAAGGCAUGAAUCUUGAGGAUUUCAAGUUCAUUUAUUGGAUGGAGUAUGCUCAUCGUAUGUGGGGAAGAGGGUUGGGAAUCAUGUUUGCUUUGCCGUUUUCUUAUUUCUUGCGUAAAGGCUAUAUUACUCUACGUCUUGGAGUUCAGCUCUCUGGUUUGUUUGCACUUGGUGCUGGUCAAGGUUUCAUUGGUUGGUGGAUGGUUAAAAGUGGCUUAGAGGAGCCGCCGUCUGAGUAUUCUCAGCCGAGGGUAAGCCCAUACCGUCUUGCAGCUCACUUAACCUCAGCUUUCGCCAUAUAUUGUGGACUUUUCUGGACCGCUCUCUCUGUUGUUAUGCCUGAACCACCGGCUGAGUCACUGGCUUGGGUUCGGGGAGCAGCUAAAGUGAAGAGGCUUGCAUUACCAGUAAGCUUCAUUGUUGGUAUCACUGCCAUCUCUGGAGCCUUUGUUGCUGGAAAUGAUGCUGGUCGUGCAUUUAACACGUUCCCGAAAAUGGGUGAUACAUGGAUCCCAGAUGGUAUAUUUGAGAUGAAACCACUUAUACGCAACUUUUUUGAGAACACAGCAACUGUUCAGCUCGAUCAUCGCCUUCUGGCGACCACUACACUGCUCGCGAUUGGAACAAUGUGGUGGUUCACAAGGAAGCUAGACAUACAUCCAGCUGUUAAGGCUUUGAUUGGAAGCACUGUCGGAAUGACUGCUGUUCAGGUGACGUUAGGUGUAUCAACUCUUCUGAGUUAUGUUCCAGUUUCACUAGGAAGUGCACACCAAGCAGGAGCUUUAACACUUCUCACUUUGAUGUUGCUUCUCAAUCACACUCUUCGGAGGCCAUCGCCUUCUCUUCUCAAAUCUCUUCCACAAGUCGCUAAGUCAAAUUUCAGCUAAGCUCUAUUCACCAAAAUCAUUCCUUUUUUUCUUUCUCAUUUACUAAAAGAAGGAGAACGAUUCUUUUAUUUACGUGAUAAUUAUGCUAUCAAGUUUUCAUCGAAUCCUUGGUCAAUUAUGUUGUAUUAUCAAUCCUUGGUUUGGAAAAAAUAAAGUAGGGAAACAAAUAACAAAAGUUUCAUAUGAAUUCUGAGUGCUUUUAUUGUUUUUUUUUUAAAUUCAGUUUUGUU